Messenger RNA from Branchiostoma floridae (Florida lancelet), 2631 nucleotides. Its product is annotated as cytoglobin-2-like. Bases 164 to 721 code for a protein of 185 amino acids. Lineage: Eukaryota; Metazoa; Chordata; Leptocardii; Amphioxiformes; Branchiostomatidae. Gene Ontology annotation, molecular function: oxygen binding; heme binding. The transcript is spliced from 5 exons. The record is from RefSeq and is a predicted model, not a curated record.
UAAGACAGAUCGGGGUGUCCCACACCCUGUCACCUGUAUCCCGGAUCACCUGGGCCCAUACUAUACAAACACACCCAGGACCAGAACGUACCUUACACACCAGGUAACGACACUAGGACGGACCGAAGUACAUACAAACCACGCAAGAUAAAGUACUGAAGCCAUGGGCAGUCUUUCGGCAAAAGAGGACGGCACACCUGAUGACGUCACGGGACUGACAGCCAAUCAGAUCCGUCACAUCCGGGAAACCUGGCAGGUCGUCCUGAGCAACAAGAGAGCCAACGGGUUCGCCAUCUUCAGGAUACUGUUCACAGACUACCCGUUCACGAAGAAACUGUUCAGGAGUAUGGACCAGGUGGACAUAGACGUACCGGAGCAGUUCGAGAAGAACAUCGCCCUGCGAGCACACAUCACCCGCUUCCUGCACAGCUUCGACACGUACGUGUCCAGUCUGGACGAACCUGCGGACCUGCAGCAGCUACUGUACGAUACCGGGAAGAGCCACCUCAGACAUAGUGUCAAACCAGAGUACUUCGACGCUCUGGGUAAUGUUCUGAUGAAGGGUUUGACGGCAGUACUGGGGAAAGACUUCACGGAAGAGGUACAGGGAGCCUGGGGAACUGCCUGGGGAUUCUUCGUCAUUCAUCUGAAGCAGGGUCUGGAGGACGCGGUGCGCCACAGUGCGGAAACAAAUGGAACUGCAGCAGGGACAGACGAGUAGAGAGCUGCCCAGAUCUAAUCCCAAUGACCAAUGGAGUGGGUCUUCAACAUUGAUCAAGACACCACCAACUACAUGUAGCACCAGGAUGAAACCAGGGGAAACCACUAAAAGGCAAUCACUCAGCAACUCUACAGAGACCAAAAUUAGAAUUGAGACUCUAGAUUUCAUAAUUGGAAUGUGACGCAAGAUGUAAAGUAUGAUUCAAAGGAAACACGAACCUCAAAAUAUGUUCAUUGUACAUGACAUUUGCAGAGUGACCUGUCAAAUGUUUGGUCACUGAGUGGUCACCACUAGUGGAAAAUGGGUGUAAGCAUUAUCAGCAUUAUAUUACUUGUUCUUUCCAGACCAAGAAGUCCAAGAUCAUAUCCUAUUAGCUGUAAAACUGUAUCUACAACGGUAUGAAGAAUUUGUUUUUACUUUUUUUAAGGUGACGUCUUUAUAUGAAAAUGUUGUCCAAAUGUAUGUUUUCCAGAUUUUAGAUGGUGUCCCUUUAAAGGAUAUUUGUCACAGAAAUCCCAGUUCAAAACAAUUUCUACUUUUUUGAGUCAGUCUACCCCAGGUUUGAUGCCCCUUGGUGACUAUCACAGAAGAAAACUUAAAAUGGGCAUGUUUCAAAAUUAACAGGUGUAUAUUGAUGUAUGUAAGGAUGUUAACAUUUAAGUAUUAAUGUGUUGAGUCUGCAAAAUAGGUGACAAUUUCCAUGAUGUGCUUUCUGAAAUAUGCUAUCUAGAUACAGACAUGUAUAUAUACAUGUAUUUGUCAAAUAGAAAACAAGAGUCAACUUCAAAUUUUAUGAGAUUCAAAAUUGAACUCCCACAAUAACCUAAUGUUCCACCAAUUUGACUCAACAGUUAAUUUUUAGCAUUACAUGUUCUAGUAGAGCAACAUAAGCUGAAGCACAAGUCUGCAUUAUAGGUGGGUAUUUUCAUGUAGGUUUAAGAUAUUUCUUUUUUGAGACGGGAGAAGCGGUUGUAUGGAUGCAUGGAUGGAUGGAUGGAUGCAUGAAUCGGUCACUUUAACCAAAUAGCCCUUCUAUACGUGCUAUUGCGUUAUCGAGCCAGCGUGGCCGAGCGGUCUACAGCACGGUACUUAUCUUCCGUAGAUCGAAGGUUCGAACCCCACUUGCUAAAUUUUUUUUCUUUGUUAGACAAAUCUCAUGUAGUGUUUUUUUAAUAGAAGAAAGAGCAAUUCAGUAAUUCGAUGUUUAAAAACUCUUUUUUCGUGUGAUUUUGUUUAACAUCCAGGCUUUUUCCAAAAUACGCACCGGCCAGCUUUUUUCAGAAGCUUUCUUGUUUAGUUUAGGACUGGGAUGUACUUAUCUUUAGUUAUGCAUACUUUUAUGAGUCAUCAGAUGAAAUAAAAUUAGAAAUAGAAUGGAUAAGGAAAGCUUAUAAAAAAGGGUUAAUUUUAUAUUAAUUUUCAUAACUUUACCAACCUGUGACUAAUAUCAUCAUCAUCUGACUAAUACAUAUUUGGUGCCAAAAGAUACUACAGCAGGGAAGGGGGUUAAAAACAGCUUAACCCUUAAACUGCCAAACCCAGAUAUAUCCGGCACACAUAUACAUGUCCUGUGUGCCGCACCGGGAUAUAUCCGGGAUAGCGUAUUCCCCCAAAGUAGCAACUUUGCGCACGAACCCCAGAAGUUAGGGACUUUGGCCUUUUUCCGGGGGUUCUUUUUGGAGGUCAGCAGUCAACCCUGGUAGCACUGAUAGCAUUUUAUAGUGCUGAAACUCUGGCAGUUUAAGGGUUUUAAGUCUCAUGGUCUAUUUUGAUAUUUAUCAGGACAUUGCUGAGGAAACAAUGAUAUUAUGUAAAAUUAUAUCUUGUUUGCAAAUAACUGCAGUUCUGUUAGCAAUGAUGGUAAAUUCCUGUAUAUACAGAAUAACAGAUUAAAUGGCUGUUCUCUCAAA